Molecule: messenger RNA, 1920 nt
Organism: Aspergillus lentulus
Lineage: Eukaryota; Fungi; Ascomycota; Eurotiomycetes; Eurotiales; Aspergillaceae
Source: RefSeq, a predicted model, not a curated record
AUGGAUCUCUCCAUGAGAUCUGACGGGAAUAGCUGGUCUGAGACGGAAAACGCACCCGAGCAGUCCCGGUUCGCCUCCAACCUUCAAACCCGGGUGAACGCAGCCGUGGCACUCCUGUCCACCAGACUGCCACGGUACAUGGUGCCGGACCUCUUCCUUGCCUUCCUUAAGGUUCCCCUCACGCACACUGGGAAACUAGACCGCCGGCGCCUCUGCACAUACGCCAACAAGCGCAGCCGCCACCAGCUGCUGGGGAAAGACCAGACGAAUCACCUGUACGUUGCACCUUCGACGGAAAUCGAAGCGUUGUUAGCGUUGCUGGUGGCCAACACCCUCAACAUUCCCGUGGGUGAUGUGGGAGUUGUCGAUAACUUUUUCCACCGCGGGGGAGAUUCGAUCAAGGCCGUGGCCCUCGUUGGCGAGGCCUCACCUAUCCAACACUUUGAGGAGCAGGAUCAUACUAUCAUCUUCGCAACGCAUCUAUCAGGUCUUCGAGAAAUACCCAGGUGGGACCAGGCAGACGGCUUAUUGAAUUCGGGCGAACCGGAGGCCGGCCCAUGUCUCGAGAUUGACUUUGGUCUUCCGCUGGUCAAAAUGUCUAUUCAUCGGCAGGCCAUCGCCGAUUGCCUUCAACUGGCUCUGACAAUGCACCAUUCGGUGAUCGACGGGUGGAGUUUCCGGAGGAUUCUGGAUCAAGUGGAAGCGGUUUAUCAUGGGAACGCACUGCCAGCAUCACCCCCUUUCUCCGCGUUGGUAAACUACGUCAGCCAUCUCCCGGACCAUAAGGAGUACUUGACGAACUAUCUCUCCGGCCUCAGUGCAGAGAGGGCGGCAGAUUGGCUAGACUCGGUUAACUUGGUCGCCCCCGAAAGAUUUACCCGUUCGGCCGUUUUGCGGCUUGCCUGGGCCAUGGUCCAGUCCCAAUAUGAAGGUAAUUAUGAUAUCGUCUAUGGAGUGAUUGUGUCCGGGCGAAAUGCUCCCAUCCCCGGUAUACUCAACAUGACCAGUCCGACAGUGGCUACUAUGCCAUUGCGAAUCCAGCUGGAUCCCGCUGCAUCGAUCGAGGACACAUUGGACCGCUUAGUUCAACAGACCGUGCAAAGCAUUCCUCAUGAGCAGACCGGGUUGCAAAAUAUGAGAAGAUGGGGUGGCGAUAUCGCUGCGGCGUGCGAUUUCCAGACAUUACUGGUCAUCCAGCAAAUUGAUGGCAGCACUGGCUUCAGCUUGCUGGGCACAGAAGCACAAGAAUCCAGUUUCGCCGCAUUUUGCACCUACACUCUCACCCGAGUCUGUAAUCUCAACGUGGAUCCCGUUGAAAUAAAGGCCUGGUUCGACCCAAACGUUAAUGAGCUGAUUUGCCACGAAUGUGUGGAACAUCCCAGCCGCCUAGCCGUCGAUGCGUGGGACAUUCAGUUUACAUACCAAGAGCUGGAUGAGCUCUCCACCAAUCUCGCGCAACACCUGGUGGCAAUUGGCGUGCGGACAGGGGAAUUCGUGCCGAUAUGCUUGGAGAAAUCCGGUUGGACACCUAUCGCCAUGUUGGCCGUGAUCAAGUCUGGUGCUGCAUUCAUUCUACUUGAUCCUGCCGUGCCCGUGCAGCGCCUGAUCGAUAGCUGCCGGCAAGCAAAAUUGGACCUGGUUCUCACCGUGACAGCCACCGUCCAGCUUGCAUUGGAGCCCGGGACCAGAGUGGUAGUCGUGGACGUUCAGUAUCCGUUCCUCAAGGAUGUGUCUCUUCCGGCAGUCCACCCAUUCUCUUCCGGCAGUCUACCCAGACUGGCCGCUGCUUGCAGUGUUCACUUCUGGAUCGACCGGAGUCCCCAAGGCUGCCAUGGCAAAUCAUCAAUCGUUCUUGGCCUACUCUCGUCCCGUAAUCAAAAGUUUCGGGAUUGUGAGAGUCGAGAAACCAAUCCGCUCUGA